Molecule: messenger RNA, 2529 nt
Organism: Zingiber officinale
Lineage: Eukaryota; Viridiplantae; Streptophyta; Magnoliopsida; Zingiberales; Zingiberaceae
Product: kinesin-like protein KIN-1
Exons: 17
Coding region: 913-2388 (491 amino acids)
Biological process (GO): microtubule-based movement; mitotic spindle organization
Molecular function (GO): microtubule binding; ATP binding; microtubule motor activity
Source: RefSeq, a predicted model, not a curated record
UGUCCACGCAAUUAUUGAUUCUAUCUGUUUCUUUCCUUCUUAAGAAACAGAGUCUUGCGAAACGUUUCGCGCGGGAAAAAACACUUGCUAUACUGUACCCUCGGAGAAACUUAUUCGAGUUCCCAACCCUCGAGAGCCCGACCGACGUCGUCUCUCCGCUGCCGCGUUCUUCGCCGUUGAGAGUUCCCGAUCCUCGAGAACCUACCGACGCCGUCUAUCCGACCGCGCGUUCUUCACUGUGGAGCAGCAGUUCUUCGCUAGUGCGUUCCUCUCGGCGGACGCAGUAGAAUCCAUUGCGCGCAGCUUAUUCCGGAAGCACGACAAGAUGUAUCUUGAUGCAAAUGAUCUUAACUUGGGCUCUAAGAAGUCUCUGUGCUCCUUGGUUUUCCAGUAGAGGCAUCCUUUCAUAGUGCAUUGGACCUACUUUCCGUAUGGAUUACAGGGAUGCAUGAUGAUGGAUUGGGACAUGCUUGUUUUCAUUGAGAUAGAGAUUUAUUAAAUAGCAUUUUAUUCACAAUUGCACACUUCUACACGAGCCAUUUUGAGAUAUCAAGAUGGGUGUUCAAAAGAAUUGAUAGAGCUCAAUAGGCUUGUCCUGGUCGCAUGAAUGGCUACUGUCUAACAGUCGCAAUUUUUAACCUAUAAGCACCGUCCCUAUUUGGAUUUUACCAUUCACUUGUUUGCAUGUUGUCUCUUUGAGCUUAACUUUUCGAGCGCUUCAAGAUUUUAUUUAGCUUAUGUUUAACCUUUUUUGCAUUUAUUUGUAUGCACUUCUUUCAGUUAAAACAUGGGUCUUUUUUUUUCCAAUAAAAGCUUUAGGAUCUAUGCAAGCCUCCAGCUUAAAAAAUUCUUUGCAUCUUAUUGCAGGCUGGUCCUAAAUUUGAAUGCUUUUAUCUCACUAAACUGGAAAGGAUGGCCAACAUAACAGUUUGUGUGAGGUUUAGACCUUUCAUUUCAAGUGAGAAAAAACUUCAUGGUGAAUCUACAUGCAUUCAGGCCUUGGACGCACAGUCUUUUGCAUUCCAGGAUGAGAAGGGAGAAGAUGCCAUCUUUUGCUUUGACAAGGCAUUCUAUCAAGAUUCUGACCAAGUAGAAGUCUAUGACUUCCUUGCAAUGCCGAUAAUUGAAGGUGCCUUAAAUGGAAUAAAUGGUACGAUUCUCAUUUAUGGUCAGACUGGGGCUGGAAAAACUUACAGCAUGGAGGGCCCUAGUGUCUUAGAUGAGGAUCAAAAGAAAAAGGGUCUUCUUCCACGUGUUGUUGAUGGACUUUUUGAAGGCAUGAAAUCUUUUAGUGAAUUGACCAAGUGGACAGUGAAAUUAACAAUGGUGGAGAUAUAUAUGGAUAAGAUAAGAGAUCUUUUUGAUGUAUCGAAAGACAACAUUCAAAUUAAGGAGAGCAAGUGCCAAGGAAUAUUUCUUUCUGGAGCAACUGAGAUGCUCAUAACAAAUGCUGCGGAAGCCCUUCGAUGCCUACAUCGUGGAAUAGCCAAUAGAGCUGUUGGCGAAACUCAAAUGAAUGUGGCGAGUAGCAGGAGUCAUUCUCUCUACAUAUUUUCUGUUCAACAGGAAUAUGUAACAGAUGGAAGGUCAAAAAUAGGGAAGGCGGUUCUUGUGGACUUAGCUGGCUCAGAAAAAACUGAGAAAACAGGUGCUGUUGGAACACUACUUGAAGAGGCUAAGAGCAUAAAUAAGUCCCUUUCAGCAUUAGGAAACGUUAUCAAUGCACUGACAACUGGGAAAGUGAACCACAUUCCGUAUAGGGAUUCUAGACUCACCCGGAUCCUUCAAGAUGCACUGGGUGGAAAUUCCAGAACUGGAUUGCUUUGCUGCUGUUCCCCUUGCUUGACAAAUGCUUCGGAAAGCCUCUCCACAUUUCGCUUUGGAGCUAGGGCAAAGCUAUUAAAAUCUUCACCGAGAACCAACAAUAUAGAUGCAAAAGACGACAAGGAGCAGACAACAGAUUCUCAAAUUCAAGUGUACGAACAUGCAGUAACAAUAUUAGACAAGAUGGAGGAGAUUACUACCUGUCAAACUCCAGUGUGUACAUACGAAACACUAUUGGAAAAGCUGAGGCAGAAUCUCAGUGAUGAAAAUGUUGACAUGUUGGAACGGUUGUUCAAGCAGGAGGGCCUCAUUUUUGUUCCUCGAACUGUUGAAGAACUUGAAGCAGCAUUUCAAGAUGUAAGAGAAAAGACAAUUUCAGCACUGGAACAAAAGAUCGAAAAGUUCAGGGAUGCGAAUAUUGAGCUGAUGAGAGUGAAUCAUGCCCUCCAAGCUGAACUUGCAAUUGCUCGGGAGGUUGCGCUAAAAGUGGCUGAUCCAGUUGCAAACGCUCCUUGGUUCCACAAGAUCAUGAAAUCUUUUGCUUCUUAUGUCCCUUUCAUUUAAUUUCCUCUAAGAAGGUGAAGCAAAUUGGAAACCUUAUGUUACUACAUUUUUUAUUGAUACACAAACAACACUUCUUUAACAAACAUUCUUGAAACUUUAUUCGAUCAAGGACUUGCAAAAAUACCAUUGUUUGAACAUAUU